GAGGUUUUGAAGGGAAAUUAGGGUUUUACAAUCGUGAAUAAGAAUAGGUGAGCUUUGUCAAUUGAUCUGUAUUUGAAUUUUCUUCGUAAAAUGUUCAAUUUCAUGGCGAAAAUGCUUCCUCAUCUGAGGUAUUCAGUGAAUAGAUAUUCCCCGACUCAGAGCUUCUACUUUCUUCACUUCGCCCCACUUUCCUCAUCAUCAAAAGCAGUAAAAUCCAACUCAGGAAAUGCAAAGAACGGCUACUCAUUCACAGUUUCUUAUCUCAUAACCAAAUGUAGUUUUACCCCAGAGAGGGCUCUGUCAGCUUCCAAGUAUAUGAAGAUUGAAGAGGCUGGUAAACCAGAUGCUGUGCUUUUGUUCUUGAAAAAUCAAGGUUUUACAAAAUCCCAGAUCUCAAAUAUUGUCAAGAGGGUCCCUCCUGUCCUCCUAUGUGAUCCUCAGAAGACCCUUUUGCCCAAGAUUAAAUUUUUGAAGUCCUCUGGUUUCACACUGAAACAGUUGACCGCAAUUCUAAAUGCCUCACCUAGCACUUUCAGAAGAAGUUUGAAGAAUCAACUGGUACCUACUUUCAAUUUCCUGAAUGAUUUUAUUGGUUCAACAGAGAAAAUUGUAUAUGUUGCCAGGAGGUGUCCUCACAUUUUUGGUGUUGAUGUUGAAGCAUCUAUGAGGCCAAAUAUUCAGCUUUUGAAAGAUGUAGGAGUGCCCGAGUCGAAAAUUAUACAAUUCUUGAUAUAUCAGCCCAGGGCAUUUGUUAUAGAUAAGCAAAGGUUUAGGGGUAUUGUGGAGGAAGUGAAGGGAAUGGGGUUUAACCCUUUGAGAUUCAAGUUUCUUCUAGCAGUUCAAGCCUUCAGGGCAAUGAACAAAGAGACUUGGGAAAAGAAGAUGGAGACUUAUAAGAAGUGUGGAUUUUCUAAGGCUGAGAUAUUCAAAGCUUUUGAGAAGAACCCUUGCUGUAUAAUGGUUUCUACAGGAAAGAUUCUUGCAAUGAUGGAUCUUCUUUUCAACAAAAUGGGUUUUGAAAGAUCUGUGUUCCUGAAUAGGCCAGUGAUCAUUUCACUUAGCUUGGAGAAAAGGGUUAUUCCUAGAUGCUUGGUUUAUCAAGAUUUGCUAGCAAAAGGUUUGAUCAAUCAGGGUUUCAGGGUUGUUAAUAUGCUCGAGGCUUCUGAAACAAAGUUUCUGGAGAAAUAUAUAGCGUGUUAUGAAAAAGAAGCUCCUCAUCUAUUGAAGUUGUAUACAGAAAAAUUGGCUCUUCUCCAUUCAUUGCACUAUUGGCUUAUGGGUCUCAAUUUUGAUAGAAUUCAGAUUGAAACAGAUGCUCUACUGAUCUUUCAAGCUUUGUCAAUUGAUCUGCAUUUGAAUUUUCUUCUGAAAAUGUUCAAUUUCAUGGAAAAAAUGCUUCCUCAUCUGAGGUAUUCAGUGAAUAGAUAUUCCCCGACUCAGAGCUUCUACUUUCUUCACUUCGCCCCACUUUCCUCAUCAUCAAAAGCAGUAAAAUCCAACUCAGAAAAUGCAAAGAAUGGCGACUCAUUCACAGUUUCUUAUCUCAUAAACAAAUGUAGUUUUGCCCCAGAGAGGGCUCUGUCAGCUUCCAAGUAUAUGAAGAUUGAAGAGGCUGGUAAACCAGAUGCUGUGCUUUUGUUCUUGAAAAAUCAAGGUUUUACAAAAUCCCAGAUCUCAAAUAUUGUCAAGAGGGUCCCUCCUGUCCUCCUAUGUGAUCCCCAGAAGACCCUUUUGCCCAAGAUUGAAUUUUUGAAGUCCUCUGGUUUCACACUGGAACAGUUGACUGCAAUUCUAAAUGCCUCACCUAGCACUUUCAGAAGAAGUUUGAAGAAUCAAGUGGUACCUACUUUUAAUUUCCUGAAUAAUUUUAUUGGCUCAACAGAGAAAAUUGUAUAUGUUGCCAGGAGGUAUACUCACAUUUUUGGUGUUGAUGUUGAAGCAUCUAUGGAGCCAAAUAUUCAGCUUUUGAAAGAUGUAGGAGUGCCCGACUCGAAAAUUAUACAAUUCUUGAUAAAUCAGCCCAGGGCAUUUGUUAUUGAUAAGGAAAGGUUUAGGGAUAUUGUGGAGGAAGUUGAGGGAAUGGGGUUUAACCCUUUGAGAUUCAAGUUUCUUGUAGCAGUUAAUGCCUUCAGGGCAAUGAGCAAAGAGACUUGGGAGAAGAAGAUUGAGGCUUAUAAGAAGUGUGGAUUUUCUGAAGCUGAGAUACUCAAAGCUUUUAAGGAUAAUCCUCGGUGUAUAUUGGUUUCUACGCGAAAGAUUCUUGCAGUGAUGGAUUUUCUUUUCAACAAAAUGGGUUUUAAAAGAUCUGUGUUCCUGAAUAGGCCAGUGAUCAUUUCACUUAGCUUGGAGAAAAGGGUUAUUCCUAGAUGCUUGGUUUAUCAAGAUCUGCUAGCAAAAGGUUUGAUCAAUGAGCGUUUGAGGCUAGUUAGUAUGCUCGAGGCUUCUGAAAAGAAGUUUCUGGAGAAAUAUAUAGCACGUCAUGGAAAAGAAGCUCCUCAUCUAUUGAAGUUGUAUACAGAAAAAUUAGCUCUUCUCCAUUGAUCCUUACCUGCAUAUGAAGAGAGAGCCCCCUCCCCCCCUUGCCAGAAUAUUGGUUGUGAAUGGUGAAUGAUUGACAUUUAGGUUUUCACACACCCAAGAUGUAACUGAAGUGACUCAAUUUAAUUAAAUGGCUGCUUUCUCGCCAACAAUUCAUUACAUGUGUUUAAAUCAAUUGCCUCCAAAGGUUGGUUUUCCUCUCAGUUUAUAGUAAUAUCAGAAUUUGUGCUGUUCUAGUGAGAUCUUGCCUUUUUAUCAAUUUGAACCCAUUUCAUGUGAUCUAAUUGCACUUCUACUCCAUAUUUAAUACCACCGGGAUUCAUAAUGGUCGACAAGUUGGAUGCAGGGUAGCAGCGGGGGCUCGGAGGUGGUUGCACUGCUUGCUAUUAUAGGUGGUUUCUUAAGCAUGCUUAUGUGAUAUUUGUUUGCACUAGCACUACAUGCAUGGGAUUUGUAGAAUUUCUGCCUAGUUCUUUUAUGUGCCUGUUUGGUUGGAGAUAUUAUUAUGCAUCAUGAUUAUUGUUUAUGAUCAUGGGUUGUGAAUAAUUCAUAAUUCAUAAUCUACCCCAACUUAUAGAU
Ipomoea triloba (trilobed morning glory) is the source of this 3117-nucleotide messenger RNA. RefSeq lists its product as uncharacterized. Bases 91 to 2541 code for a protein of 816 amino acids. Gene Ontology annotation, biological process: regulation of DNA-templated transcription; chloroplast organization. Lineage: Eukaryota; Viridiplantae; Streptophyta; Magnoliopsida; Solanales; Convolvulaceae. The record is from RefSeq and is a predicted model, not a curated record. Gene Ontology annotation, molecular function: double-stranded DNA binding. Gene Ontology annotation, cellular component: chloroplast. The transcript is spliced from 3 exons.